UUGAAGCUUUACCAGUUUACCGUUUAUCUUCAAAAAAAGGUCGUACCCAUCUCGACACAUUCAAAUGUCAAAAUUGUAGGUAGUUAUGCUUCAACCGUGCACCAGAAUGUUCUGCAAAUGUGAACGAUUUAGGCAAGGCGAAAAUUCGCGUCCGGUAAACUGGACAGCCAUAGUCAAUAAAAGGAUACCUAUAACAGCGUGGAUUCCACACUACACCUUGGCAGCCCUUUUUCAGGACAUCCUCGCCGGGUUUACAGUAGGUUUGACGGAAAUACCUCAAGCAAUUGCAAGUGCUAUGGUAGCAGGAGUUCCUCCGCAAUACGGUUUAUACUCGGGAAUUUUAGACGCAAUAGUGUAUGUAAUUUUUGGAACAUGUAAAGAUAUCAAUAUCGGACCCACGGCUAUAAUGUCUUUAAUGGUGCAACCUCACGUUAAGAAGAUGGGUCCCGACAUGGCGGUGCUUAUAACGUUUUUAUCCGGUGCAAUUAUUUUCGUAUUCGGUCUGCUACGCUUAGGAUUCCUGACUGAAUUCUUUUCUUUUCCCGUUAUAACAGGAUUCAUGACGGCCGCAGCUAUACAAAUCGGUUUAUCGCAGAUACCAAAUUUGCUGGGCAUACCUGGAGGGGGCAACGAAUUUCUGGAAGCUUGGAUAACUAUUUCCGAAAACAUUGCGCAAAUAAGCUGGUGGGAUUCGCUAUUGGGGAUAUCCACUAUUACCAUUUUAAUAUUACUAAAGCGAGUGGGGCGCUACGGAGGUCGUCACAAUCGCCCAGAAUUAUCAACCACCAAAAAUAUCUUAAGAAAAGUGCUAUGGCUAUGCUCCAUUGCACGUAAUUCUGUCGUUGUCAUUAUUGGAACGUUAAUUGCAUGGAUCUUAUACACGAAUGGAAUGAAGCCUUUUAAAUUAACAGAUAAAAUUGACAAUGGGUUGCCCACGAUCCAAUUACCACCAUUCAGCACGGUUUUCAAUAACCAAACGUACUCAUUUGUGGAUAUGAUUAAACAGUACGAAAGCACUAUUGCAUUUAUGCCACUAAUUGCCAUUUUAGAGCAUGUGGCUAUAGCUAAAUCCUUUGCAAAAGGAAAGACAGUUGACGCGACUCAAGAAAUGAUAGCCUUAGGCUUAUGUAAUCUUUCUGGGUCUUUGAUAAGGUCAAUACCGGUAACUGGAUCUUUCAUUCGCUCUGCCAUCAAUAACGUUUCGGGGGUUCAAACUACUUUAGCGGGUGUUAUGGUUACUGUAAUGAUAUUCCUCGCCCUUGUUUUUCUAACCACUGCAUUUUCCUUUAUACCCAAAGCGACAUUGGCCGCUACUGUAAUAUGUGCAAUUGCUCAGAGUGUAGAUUUUAAAGCAAUCAUUACACUAUGGAGAACUAAAAAGAUGGAUCUAAUACCUUUCCUCAUUACACUAGUGAACGCGCGUCCGUCAAUUGAGAUUGAAAGAGAGAAAUCUCCACAAGGCGACGUAUUUGUAGUAACCCCGAGUAGAAGUCUCCAAUUUCCAUCGGCCGAAUAUCUGAGGGAAAAAGUGAUACAAGACUGUUACGAUCCCAAAGUAACGGUCGUACUCAAUGGAAAGUACAUAAAUAAUGUUGACGCAACAGUGGCGAAAAACUUUAAAGUUCUUGCCGACGAUCUGAUACUGCGAGAGCAAAAUAUUAUAUUUUGGAACUUUAAAAUGAACGUCAGAAAUAUCUGUAAAGGCGUAGAUCAAAAGUUGGUGGACUUUUUUAAGGAUGGCAAUCUGCAGGAUAUUAUCGAGGCACGAAAAGUACAAGCGGCAUUCAUGUUCAAGUUUAUUAUCGCACAAGCGAAAUCCACAUCCGAAAUCGAAGACAUAUCAAUUAGAGAACCCCCUUCUCGUAUUGCUUACACACCGUCCAGCAGCGGGCAGCAGAAAGAAAGCAACAGAUGCAGCGAUGAAUCGAACGGAUCUCGAAAAUAG
Messenger RNA from Photinus pyralis (common eastern firefly), 1945 nucleotides. RefSeq names its product sodium-independent sulfate anion transporter-like. Gene Ontology annotation, cellular component: membrane. Lineage: Eukaryota; Metazoa; Arthropoda; Insecta; Coleoptera; Lampyridae. Gene Ontology annotation, molecular function: sulfate transmembrane transporter activity. The transcript is spliced from 10 exons. Bases 86 to 1945 code for a protein of 619 amino acids. Gene Ontology annotation, biological process: transmembrane transport. The record is from RefSeq and is a predicted model, not a curated record.